ACUGUCUCCACUGGUCUCCAUCAAAACUGCGGUUUCUUUCUGCUUGCUUUCAUCCUUUCACGAACUAUCACGAACAUUAACCAAACAAGUCUUGCACAAUGGCUUUUGAUGCCCAUAUGCGAAGGGGACACCCUAUUGUAUUUUCGUUGAUCAUCUUGUUCAGUAUCAUCGAGCUCGCAAUCUCAGCCUGGCUCACAUCACGUUUUAAUGCCCACAACAACUACUUCAGUCUCACAGAACGAGACAGCACACGUUUUCUACUGUUCACUUCAAUAUGGACGAUCGUGUUAUCUGGUGCCUACAUGUUUUUCUUCUUUUCUCUUUCAGGCCAUGUUUUGAGUAGUGUGGCUUCUCAUAUCCUCUUCCUGUUUCUGACAUGGGUCUUCUGGACCGCGGGCGCUGCAAGUAUAACCUCAGCUCUCGGUGGAGGGCUGAACUGCAAUACCGAGUUCGUGUUCGUGUACUGCGGACAACUUAACGCGCUAGAAGGUUUUGCUUGGGUUAUUUGGAUUCUUGUAACUUUCGCAAUCCUUGUUGUGCUCAUACGUGGCAUUUUCGCGGCACGUCGAGGUGAUGGAAUGCGCGGGCCACUGAUUGUAUGAGCGUGCAGAUUGUCCUUACUUAGUGCUUAGGUCGCCCCGCGCGGAAAACAUCAUCUUUAGCUUCUUCCAAAUUGUUCUUCAUUCUACAGACAAUGCGCUACACCUGUUGUGUUACCUGAAUUGUUCCAUCUGCGCCAUGCCUUGUCGUGAUUGAUUACUGACAUAUAUAUAGCUAGCUUAUGUCCAGUGUCACCCAUUCCUCCGAUUCCCAUAUGUGUUCCAAUAUAUCACUUUGUACAGACGCUCCCGCUCCUCUGAUGUUGUUCCCGCGCACUGUUAAUUCGGUUUGAGUAAUACAAGUGUCAUACUCGGUU
Suillus subalutaceus is the source of this 916-nucleotide messenger RNA. RefSeq lists its product as uncharacterized. Bases 99 to 602 code for a protein of 167 amino acids. The record is from RefSeq and is a predicted model, not a curated record. NCBI's taxonomy places the organism in Eukaryota, Fungi, Basidiomycota, Agaricomycetes, Boletales, Suillaceae. The transcript has 6 exons.